AUGUCAUUCGGAGGCCAAACGCCGACGAUUAUCGUCCUCAAGGAAGUCGAACUUCUUACAGGAACCGAUACCUCCCAAGGAAAGGGACAGAUCAUCUCCAACAUCAAUGCCUGUCUCGCUGUUCAGGCUACCAUCAAGUCCACUCUGGGUCCCUACGGCGGUGACCUUUUGAUGGUUGAUGAGAAUGGCCGCCAGACUAUUACCAACGACGGUGCCACUGUCAUGAAGCUCCUCGAUAUUGUCCACCCCGCCGCUAGAAUUCUCGUCGAUAUCGCCCGAUCGCAAGACGCCGAGGUCGGUGAUGGAACAACAUCUGUCGUUGUCCUCGCUGGUGAGAUCCUCAAGGAGACUAAGGAGCAUGUUGAGCAGGGUGUUAGCUCUCAGAUCAUUAUCAAGGGUCUGCGGAGGGCGUCUCAGAUGGCAGUCAACAAGAUUAAGGAAGUUGCUGUCAGCACAAACGAGGCCAACCAGCGUGACACUCUCAUCAAGCUCGCUGGUACUGCCAUGACCAGCAAGCUGAUCAAGAGAAAUACUGAUUUCUUCACCAAGAUGGUUGUCGAUGCUGUCCUGUCACUUGACCAAGACGACCUGAACGAGAAACUCAUUGGCAUGAAGAAGAUCCCCGGCGGCUCCCUGACCGAAUCCCUCUUUGUUAACGGUGUCGCCUUCAAGAAGACCUUCUCUUACGCUGGUUUUGAGCAACAACCAAAGUCUUUCGACAACCCGAAGAUCGUGUGCCUAAACGUCGAGCUCGAGCUGAAGGCUGAGAAGGACAAUGCCGAGGUCCGUGUUGAGCAGGUCUCUGAAUACCAGGCCAUCGUCGAUGCGGAGUGGCAGAUUAUCUACAAGAAGCUUGACGCUAUCCACAAGACUGGCGCCAAGGUUGUUCUCAGCAAGUUGCCUAUUGGUGACUUGGCUACCCAGUUCUUCGCCGACCGAGACAUCUUCUGUGCUGGACGUGUUGCCGGUGAGGAUAUGGAACGUGUUGUGCAGGCUACUGGUGCUGUUGUUCAGUCAACAUGCUCCGACAUCCUGCCCGAGCACCUGGGUACUUGCGGCAAGUUUGAGGAGCGCCAGAUUGGUGGAGAGCGAUUCAACUUCUUCGAGAACUGCCCCGAGGCCAAGACCUGCACCCUUGUCCUGCGUGGUGGUGCCGAGCAAUUCAUUGCCGAGGUUGAGCGAUCUCUGCACGAUGCCAUCAUGAUUGUUAAGCGAGCCAUCCGAAACCAGCUUAUUGUCGGUGGUGGUGGUGCCGCCGAGAUGGAGGUUUCAGCAUACCUUCACCAGUUCGCUGACAAGAACAUCCCCCAUAAGCAACAAGCCAUCAUCAAGUCCUUCGCUAAGGCCCUCGAGAUCAUUCCCCGCCAACUUUGCGAUAACGCCGGCUUCGAUGCUACCGAUAUCCUCAACAAGCUUCGUGUCGAGCACCGCAAGGGCCAGACAUGGGCUGGUGUUGACUUCCAGAAUGAGGGUGUCACUGAUAUGAUGGAGCGAUUCGUCUGGGAGCCCGCUCUUGUUAAGAUUAACGCUAUCCAGGCCGCCACCGAGGCCAGCUGUCUCAUUCUCGGCGUUGACGAGACAAUCCGCAACGAGGAGAGUGCUAAGCCUCAAGCUCCUGGUCAGCUUCCUCCAGGUGCGGCCCAGCGAGCUCUGCGAGGACGUGGCCGUGGCAUGCCCCGAAGGUAA
Fusarium coffeatum is the source of this 1686-nucleotide messenger RNA. RefSeq lists its product as uncharacterized. Gene Ontology annotation, molecular function: ATP-dependent protein folding chaperone; ATP hydrolysis activity; ATP binding. The record is from RefSeq and is a predicted model, not a curated record. NCBI's taxonomy places the organism in Eukaryota, Fungi, Ascomycota, Sordariomycetes, Hypocreales, Nectriaceae. Gene Ontology annotation, biological process: protein folding. Gene Ontology annotation, cellular component: chaperonin-containing T-complex. The transcript is spliced from 4 exons. Bases 1 to 1686 code for a protein of 561 amino acids.